Molecule: messenger RNA, 1134 nt
Organism: Onthophagus taurus
Lineage: Eukaryota; Metazoa; Arthropoda; Insecta; Coleoptera; Scarabaeidae
Product: phospholipase A1 1
Biological process (GO): lipid catabolic process
Molecular function (GO): serine hydrolase activity; lipase activity
Source: RefSeq, a predicted model, not a curated record
AGUGAAUUCUUCACAUUGACCCGAUGAGCCUUCGUGGCCUACAUUAUUACAUCAAAUCUUGUUUCGAAGUCAUCUAGAGUGGAUCACAAUUUAGGUUGUGCAAAUAAAUUUUAUUAUUUAACGAUGAAGUGUGAAGUUAUUUUUGGGAUCACUUUAAUACAUCUUACAUUUUGUGGCAUCGGAAAUGUUUUGGAUGUAAGUUAUUGGACUUGCUUGUUGAAAAAGAGAUAUUCGUGCCCGGAUAAUGACAUCAAAUUUUAUUUAUACACACCGGACGAUUACUCGUACCACAAACCAAUGAGAAAACGAAUAGAUGUUCGAAAUUCUUUAGCUUUAUCAUAUUCCGGGUGGGAUUCCCAAAAGAAAAAUGUAAUAAUAAUUCAUGGGUUUAACGGAACCGAAUCAAAAACACCCAUGACAAUAAUUCGAGAUGCUUAUCUUCAGAGAGGUGAUUAUAACGUUUUUAUGGUCGAUUGGCUUCCUUUAGCUAGAUUUCCUUGUUACAUAUCAUCACUGUCAAAUACUCGGUUACUUGGGCAAUGCGUAGCGCAGUUAUACGCUUACAUAAUGGAUUUAGGUGGUUUAGCUGAAAAAACCGUUUGUGUUGGUCACUCUUUGGGUGCUCAUAUUUGCGGAAUGGUUAGCAAUCAUUUGACCAUUAAGCAACAUAAAAUAGUCGGGUUAGAUCCAGCUCGACCUUUGGUGUCUCAAUUUGGAAGUACCGAAUUUCGAUUAUCACCUGAAGAUGCUCAUCAAGUCCAAAUUAUUCAUACAAAUGCGGGGGUUUUGGGGGAUUCCCACCGGAGUGGACACGUUAAUUUCUGUGUUAAUGGUGGGAUUCACCAACCGGGAUGUAAAGGACAUAAAUUAAGAAGAGCUAGAUGUAGUCAUUUUCAAAGUGCGUGUUACUUUGCUGCUACUGUUCGUGAUGGUUCUGCUAUGAUAGGAAGGCUUUGUAGCGAUCAUUGCCCGAAAAAAAGCUCAAAUUGGGGGUAUUUACCAGGAAAAAGCAUUCCAAUGGGACAUGAUACACCUUUUAAUGCUAGAGGAACAUAUUGUGUAACAAAUACCGGAGAAGACGAUUGUCCAUUUAAUUAACACUAAAUAUUAAUAAAUAAAGUUUAAUUUAUUACU